AUGUCGACCUACUUGAUUACCGGAGUUUCGCGCGGUCUGGGAUUCGAAUUCCUCCGCCAGCUAUCAGAAGAUCCGGCCAACACCGUUGUCGGCCUCGUCCGGGACAAAGCUACAACCGAGAAAAAGGCCUCAGUUGAGCUGCAUGAUCGGGACAACAUCCACCUACUUCAAGGGGACAUAACCGACUACGCUUUCCUGAAGAAAGCCGUUGACGCCACUGCCGCAAUCACCGGCGGUGCCCUCGACUACGUUAUCGCAAAUGCUGCCUUCAUUUCCACCUGGUCCGCCUUCGACCCUAUCGGCGUCCUCGGCAAUCAGCCCGAGAAACUCGAGCAAGACCUCCUAGGCUCUCUCAAUGCCAACGUCAUCGGCAAUAUCCACCUCUUCAACCUGACCAUCCCACUCGUCCUGCGCGGCCACGCCAAGAAGAUCAUUGCCAUUUCCUCGGGCAUGGCAGACAUAGACGUCAUCACCAAGUUCGACAUUACUGAAUCCGCGCCCUAUUCCAUCAGUAAAGCGGCGCUGAACGCCGCGGUGGCCAAAUUCAGCGCCCAGUACGCCAAGGACGGGGUUUUGUUCUUGAGUAUUUCGCCGGGGUUGGUCGACACGGGAAACUUCAAAGAUGCCACGAUCGAGCAGCAACAGGCGUUAUUUGCGCUGAUGGGGAAAUUUAAGAAGUUCGCGCCUCACUUCACGGGUCCAACCACCCCUGACCUGGCCAUCCGAGAUGUCCUGUCGGUCAUCAAGAAGGCAAGUGUUGACGCGGACAAGGGGGCAUUCAUCUCACAGCACGGGGACAAAAAUUGGCUAUGAGCGGCGCAUUCCUUAGUCAUGUCAUUGUGCACUAGGCGGUAUCUCAAGCUAUACCGAUUGUCACCACAGGUACCACAGAACGAGGAGGCACAAAACCGAGAGGCAGUUUCAGAAGUGGCAAAUGCAUUCAUUAAUUAGCAAGGUGCCACAGGAGUCGCCAGUGAGUCACUGGCGGUGAUAUAAGGUACUGUUCAGCGUAAAGCGUCAAUGAGCAUUAUCUACG
Molecule: messenger RNA, 1036 nt
Organism: Pseudomassariella vexata
Lineage: Eukaryota; Fungi; Ascomycota; Sordariomycetes; Amphisphaeriales; Pseudomassariaceae
Exons: 5
Coding region: 1-813 (270 amino acids)
Molecular function (GO): oxidoreductase activity, acting on the CH-OH group of donors, NAD or NADP as acceptor
Source: RefSeq, a predicted model, not a curated record